Chaetomium strumarium is the source of this 1947-nucleotide messenger RNA. RefSeq lists its product as uncharacterized. Lineage: Eukaryota; Fungi; Ascomycota; Sordariomycetes; Sordariales; Chaetomiaceae. The transcript has 2 exons. The coding region runs from base 1 to 1947 and encodes 648 amino acids. The record is from RefSeq and is a predicted model, not a curated record.
AUGGCGCAACCGCAGCCGCAGGUGCCGCCGCAGAUGUCGCAACCUCCUCACAUGCAGCAAAUUUCCCAGAUGCCGCAAAUGCCACAGAUGCCGCAGAUGGCCCAGAUGCACCAGCGGCCAUCGUACUCGCCGCCUCAGCAUUCGCCAGCCAGCACCCCUCAACAGGCAUAUGCGAUGCCUGCGAUGCCUCCGAAUAAGCGACCACGCACUUCUCCCGCCUCUCCGCCCCAAAAUCCACAGUCACCUUACGCCGCUUCGCCCUACGCGGCCAGUCCCCAAAUGCCGGCGGCUUCCCUCCCGCCUACUCCUUCUCAAUACCAGAACCUCGCUGCGCCUGCUGCAAUGCAGCAACACCAACAACACUAUGCCCCGCCGCACACAAACGGCAACUCUGUGCCAUCUUCCGCGCCGACGCCUACUCUUUCCCUUCCGGAAACACGGCCGUCCUACCCGCCGUCUCCGGCGGCUCAGGGUUCGCAACAGUACACCGCAGCAACGUUUGGACCGGUUGUCCCCCCGCCUCCCCCAACGCCAGGCACUAUGGGCCCUCCGUCAAAACCUCCGGCAAAGGAGAUCGAGUACGACGUGGCCGACUCGCUCGCCGGCACUGGGAUUGACCUCCGCGCGGAAGAACAAUAUAUGGCCGAGUUGUACGGCGGCUCCUUCGCUCAAGAGGCAAGGACCGGCCUACCAGCGAACGCCCCGGGAAGCAAGGGUUCCUUUUAUGGUGCCGGGUUUGCGAAUCAGCCUGGCGAAUCAAUCGUCGCUCCUAGCCAGGAGGCUUACGAGGCCGAGCUGGCGCAGAGAGUCUGGGACGAAUCCGCUCAGCGGUUGGCUGUCAUACGCAGCAUCGAGAUCCUUAACCCUUUCCUGAUAAUUCCUAACCUGCAUCACCGGGUUGAGAAAAUCGCACAGGAGCACGGACUUGGCGUGAACCUUGAACUGAAGAACGCGAACCCGGCCGGGAAGCUGAGACCUCCCCAGGAAUUCCCACCUCCGAAGGUCACGGUGGGCACGAAGCUUGGACCGGACGGGGCCAUGGUGGUAACCACAGGCUCAUUCAUACCGCAUGAUGCCUAUCUGGUCGAUCAGCUGGCGCUUCUGUCUAUCGCCACCAAGCAUCGACUUAGAGAGUUGAUCGAGGACGCCAACGGCGUCGCCACCAUUCGCCAGACGACGUCGCAUGGAGAGAUACCCGCAGAAUGGGGUGACGUCGCAGUGCCUCUCCGGACCGGUCUGGAUUCUCUCCCGGAUGGCCCAGAGGGCGCUGCGGGCUCAAACCCACUCAAGCGCUCCUUUGAUGCGUUCACACAAGGCUCGACCGCUAAGGGCGGCAAGCAUGGUUCGAGAAACAUCAUGGAAGCUGUGCGCGACGGCGCCAAGGCCGAUCGCGACGUCGAGGAAGCAAGGCUUCGGAAGCGGCAGAAACGCCUCAACCCCGAGCCAGCGCACAACGGAUCCCGUGCCGGCUCAGCGGCGCCUGGCACGCCCGGCGCAGGUGCAGCCCCAGAGAACGAGGCCGGCGCCGCCAAAGCACCCUCCAAGAAGGAAUUGAAGAAGGGCGCCGCGGCGGCAAGACUCGCCGAGGCUUCGAGCACGGCCAGCACGAAUCAAACGCUCAGCACGCUCAUGGGCGGAUUCGGCAAGAAGAGGAAGGAGUAUUCUUGGAUGCAGAAGUCGGGCAGCGGCGCCAGCACGCCCAGGCAAAACACGGGAGACGCGGGCGCGGCUACGGCCGGAGGCGGCGCAAGGGUACCCGAGAAGACACAGCUUACGGGAGAUCCCAGAUACCCGCGACUCGGCACGUGGCGCGAGGACAAAGAGAAGGGCAAGAACAUACAGCUCAGGGACUGGGUGACGGCGCUGGAGCUGGACGCCAUCGAGAUCAAGGCCAUCCAGGACGCUUAUCUCAAGUUGGACUCGUCGACUCCCAAGGACAGGAGCUAG